UCCCAGAUACUCGGGCUGACAAAGCCAGUGUGUUGCUGUAAGACAGGUCCACUCAAUAUGGAUCUGUGUGAGGAGAAAGAGGACGAUGUCCAACCUUCUAAAGUCUCUCUCUCUGUGGAACAUGGCAGCCAGACCAAAGCCAAGAGCCCAGUCCAGCAGGAGAGACCAGACUCCCCUGUACCCAGCGGGGUGUCUAUGAAGAGCGACCACUCCAUUGCCGAACCCUUAACCUUUAGAGACAGAAAUCCCUCUACAGAGCAGAGAGUCCAGCAGGAGAGACCAGACUCCCCUGUACCCAGUGGGGUGUCUAUGAAGAGCGACCACUCCAUUGCCGAACCCUUAACCUUUAGAGAUGGAAAUCACUCUACAGAGCAGAGAGUCCAGCAGGAGAGACCAGACUCCCCUGUACCCAGCGGGGUGUCUAUGAAGAGCGACCACUCCAUUGCCGAACCCUUAACCUUUAGAGAUGGAAAUCACUAUACAGAACAGAGAGUCCACCAGGAGAGGUCCGAGGUUACCAUCAGUCACUCUGACCAUGAGCACAAUGAAGCAGAUCUGGCCUCCAUAUUUAUGCUUCUGGAGGAAAACAUCAUCACUUUUGUGAAGACUGAGCUGAAGAAGUUCCAGGGAGUUCUUAGUCCAGAUUACCGAGAGUGCUCAGAGAGGCAGAGGAAGGAUGAGGAGGUGGUGGAUGGUAAAGAGGAAGAACAGAGGAAGAGCAGCCGAUGGGCCCUUCUGAAGAUCACACUGCACUUCUUGAGGAGAAUGAAGCAGGACGAGCUGGCUGACUCUCUGCAGAGCAGAACUGUUAGUGAAGUGUCGCAAAAACUCAAAAGUAACCUGAAAGAGAAGUUCCAGUGUUUGUUUGAGGGAAUCGCUAAAGCAGGAAACCCCACACUCCUGAAUGACAUCUACACAGAGCUCUACAUCACAGAGGGAGGAAGUGGAGAGGUCAAUGACGAACAUGAGAUCAGACAGAUUGAAACAGCAUUCAGGAAACCAUCAGGACCAGAAACUAUGAUCAAAUGUAAAGACAUCUUCCAACCAUUACCUGGCAGAGAUCCUCAACCAAUCAGAACAGUGCUGACAAAGGGAGUGGCUGGCAUCGGGAAAACAGUCCUAACACAUAAGUUCACUCUGGACUGGGCUGAAGACAAAGCCAACCAGGACAUUCAGUUCACAUUCCCAUUCACUUUCAGAGAGCUGAAUGUGCUGAAAGAGAAGAAGUACAGUUUGGUGGAACUUGUUCAUCACUUCUUUACUGAAACCAAAGAAGCAGGAAUCUGCAGGUUUGAAGAGUUCCAGGUUGUGUUCAUCUUUGACGGUCUGGAUGAAUGUCGACUUCCUCUGGACUUCCACAACAACGAGAUCCUGACUGAUGUAACAGAGUCCACCUCAGUGGAUGUGCUGCUGACAAACCUCAUCAGGGGGAAACUGCUUCCCUCUGCUCGCCUCUGGAUAACCACACGACCUGCAGCAGCCAAUCAGAUCCCUCCUGAGUGUGUUGACAUGGUGACAGAGGUCAGAGGGUUCACCAACCCACAGAAGGAGGAGUACUUCAGGAAGAGAUUCAGAGAGGAGGAGCAGGCCGGCAGAAUCAUCUCCCACAUCAAGACAUCACAAAGCCUCCACAUCAUGUGCCACAUCCCGGUCUUCUGCUGGAUCUCUGCUUCAGUUCUAGACCAUGUGUUGAGAGCAGGUGAGAAUAGGGAGUUACCCAAGACCCUGACUGAGAUGUACAUCCACUUCCUGGUAGUUCAGUCCAAAGUAGGGAAUGUCAAGUAUCGUGGAGGAGCUGAGACAGAUCCACUCUGGAAGACCGAGACCAGCAAGAUCAUCAUGUCUCUGGGAAAACUGGCUUUUGAGCAGCUGCAGAAAGGCAACCUGAUCUUCUAUGAGUCCGACCUGACAGAGUGUGGAAUCGAUAUCAGAGCAGCCUCAGUCUACUCAGGAGUGUUCACACAGAUCUUUAAAGAGGAGAGAGGACUGUACCAGGACAAGGUGUUCUCCUUUGUCCAUCUCAGUAUUCAGGAGUUUCUAGCUGCUCUGUAUGUCUUUGUGACAUUCAUCAACACUGGUGUCAACCUGCUGUCAGAACAGCAAUCAGCAUCCUGCUGGUCUCCAUUGUGGGACAAAUCAAAGGUAAAUCCGCUCUACCAAAGUGCUGUAGACAAGACCAUACAGAGUCCAAAUGGACAUCUGGACUUGUUUCUUCGCUUCCUCCUGGGUUUCUCACUGGAGGCCAACCAGACCCUUUUGCAAAAACUGAUGACACCCUCAAGAGGCAGUUUACAGAACUAUCAGGAAACAGUCAAAUACAUCAAGAAGAAGAUCAGGAGGAAUCCAUGUCCAGAGAGGUGCAUCAACUUGUUCCACUGUCUGAAUGAGCUCAAUGACCAUUCUCUAGUGGGGGAGAUACAGCAGUACCUGAGUUCAGGAAGUCUCUCCACAGACAAACUCUCUCCGGCUCAGUGGUCAGCUCUGGUCUUCAUCUUACUGUCAUCAGAAAAAGACCUGGACGUGUUUGACUUGAGGAAGUACUCUGCUUCAGAGGAAGGUCUCCUGAGGCUGUUGCCCGUGGUCAAAUCUUCGAGAAUAUCCUGCCUGAGAGACUGUAAGCUGUCAGAGAGAAGCUGUGAAGCUCUGGCCCAUGUUCUUGAAUCCAAGUCCUCCCAUCUGAAAGAGCUGGACCUGAGUAACAAUGACCUGCAGGAUUCAGGAGUGAAGCUGCUGUCUGUUGGACUGCGGAGUCCACACUGUAGACUAGAAACUCUACGGUUGAGAGGCUGUAACUUGUCAGAGAAAAGCUCUGAAGCUCUGGCCUCAAUCAGCUCGCAGUCUUCCAGUCUGAGAGAGCUGGACCUGAGUAACAACGACCUGCAGGAUUCAGGAGUGAAGCUGCUGUCUGCUGGGCUGGCGAGUCCUCAAUGUAGACUGAAAACUCUAUGGUUGUCAGGCUGUCAGGUCACAGAAGAAGGCUGUGCCUCUCUGGCCUCAGCUCUGAGCAUCAACCCCUCCCAUCUGAGAGAGCUGGACCUGAGCUACAAUCAUCCAGGAGACUCAGGGGUCAGGCUGCUCUCUGUUGGACUGGAGGAUCCACACUGGAGACUGGACACUCUCCUUGUUGACCAUGGUGGAAGGCAUCGCGUGAAACCCCUCAUGUAUGCCUGUGAACUCACGCUGGACCCAAACACAGUGAACAGGAGGCUCUCUUUGUCUGAGGACAACAGAAAGGUGACUGAGGUGAAAGAGGCUCAGCCUUACCUCGAUCAUCCAGAGAGGUUUCACCACUGGAAGCAGGUUCUGUGUAGAGAUGGUCUGACUAGGCGCUCUUACUGGGAGGUGGAGUGGAAAGGAUGGGUUAAUAUAGGAGUGGCAUACAAAGGAAUCAAAAGGAAAGGAGAACGUGAUGAGUGUUGUCUUGGCGAGAACGACAAGUCUUGGGGUCUCUUCUGUUCUGUUACCGGUUACUCCGUCUGUCACAAUAAGAGAACAACAGACAUACGGGGCAUCCACUCGUCCUGUGACGCUGGCAGAGUAGGGGUGUAUGUGGACUGGGCUGCUGGUGUUCUGUCCUUCUACAGAGUCUCCUCUGACACACUGACCCACCUCCACACCUUCAACACCACAUUCACUGAUCCCCUCUAUCCUGUACUCAGGUUUAAGUUAAGCUCUGGAUCUGGUUCUUCAGUGUCUCUGUGUAAGUUUGAGGAGGAAGAACCAGCUCCAGUGUAGCGUAGAGAGAAAGACCCACACUGCUUCUGAAACUGAAUACUCAAUAUGAAAUCACACACAUGCACACGUGCACAACUCAACUUACCACAGUCAUAAAUUCUGUGUUGGGUAACAUUUUGAAAAAAUUUUGACAUGAGAGUGUACGGUUCAAAUAUCACCCUCGGACCUGUCUCUGUUUGUUUCUCUUUUAUUUUAUUUUUUUCAUUUAUCUUGCCGAAUCAUUGGAUGCAAGAUGUCAAGGUAAACAUAUUCACAUCUGUGUUUUAAUUAGAUGCAUUUAUGUAGCAGUUACUGAUAUUCAAAAUCAAAUAAUGUUUUAACAAAGCAACAGAAAUUCACAUGGCUUUUUACUAGGAUUGUCAAAGUUAAUGCCAUAAUAACACAUUAACGCAAUCGAUCUUCUGGAGGUUGUAGCGACUCAGUUUAAAAUCUAAAGUGAAGAUACUGGUACCACAUGAACCUAUAAAACCUGAUGAAUCCA
Molecule: messenger RNA, 4216 nt
Organism: Sebastes umbrosus (honeycomb rockfish)
Lineage: Eukaryota; Metazoa; Chordata; Actinopteri; Perciformes; Sebastidae
Product: NLR family CARD domain-containing protein 3-like
Exons: 13
Coding region: 58-3735 (1225 amino acids)
Molecular function (GO): protein binding
Source: RefSeq, a predicted model, not a curated record